This is a messenger RNA of Onychostoma macrolepis, 1791 nucleotides long. RefSeq names its product opsin 8, group member b (gene opn8b). Gene Ontology annotation, cellular component: membrane. The record is from RefSeq and is a predicted model, not a curated record. NCBI's taxonomy places the organism in Eukaryota, Metazoa, Chordata, Actinopteri, Cypriniformes, Cyprinidae. Gene Ontology annotation, molecular function: G protein-coupled receptor activity. Gene Ontology annotation, biological process: G protein-coupled receptor signaling pathway; visual perception. The transcript has 4 exons. Bases 319 to 1395 code for a protein of 358 amino acids.
CAGUGCGCACCAGUAACCUCUCAUGCAUGGCGAGUUCUGUUUUAUUCAUUAUUGAGCAAAAACAGCGGCAUCGCUUUAUUUUCUCGGUAUGUUGUUGAGUUGAGGGCUUCAUUUAAUCGCGUUCUUUAUUUUUUCUGCACAUCAGAUGUUUCUGACACCUGACAGAAGUGUAGAUCGUCUAUAGCUUCUUGUUCCAGUGGAAUUUCGCGGCGCAUAUAUUUUCUUUAACUUUUUCCAAAUCGCACCGAUCCAUGUCGAGCGCGUUUCUUUCUGGAAAUUGACAUCUCGUCCGCUUAAGAGCACAUCUCACUUGUCCACAUGGAUAUUUAUUCCUCUAAACUAUCACCCGCGGUGGAUUAUGGAGUUGGUGCGUUCCUGCUGCUCAUUGCAAUUCUUUCCAUUGUGGGGAAUUUGAUGGUUCUUCUGAUGGCAUACAAGCGGUCAAACCACAUGAAGCCCCCUGAGUAUCUGAGUGUGAAUCUUGCUGUGACAGAUCUGGGAGCAGCCGUCACCAUGUACCCGCUGGCUGUAGCCUCAGCGUGGAACCACCACUGGAUAGGAGGAAACGUCACCUGUGUGUACUACGGCCUGAUAGGAUUUUUCUUUGGAGCAGCUAGCAUGAUGACCCUGACAAUUAUGGCUAUUGUACGAUUCAUUGUGUCUUUAACGCUACAGUCACCCAAAGAGAAAAUCAGCAAAAGGAACGCAAAGAUCCUUGUGGCGACCACAUGGCUGUAUGCACUGCUCUGGGCUAUUUUUCCUUUGAUUGGCUGGGGAAAAUAUGGCCCGGAGCCCUUUGGCCUGUCCUGUACUCUGGCUUGGAAAGACAUGAAGGAACAGAGCCAGUCUUUUGUCAUCACCAUCUUCUUCAUGAACCUCAUCCUCCCAGCCAUCAUCAUCAUCUCAUGCUACUCUGCUAUUGCUCUGAAACUAUACAUUACCUACAAGUCUAUGGACGACAGCAACCACAUCCCCAACAUGGUAAAGAUGCAGCGGCGGCUCAUGGUGAUUGCUGUGUUGAUCAGCAUUGGGUUUGUUGGCUGCUGGGCGCCGUACGGCAUCGUCAGCCUGUGGUCCAUCUACCGGCCCGGUGACUCAAUCCCUCCUGAGGUCAGCAUGCUACCUUGUCUGUUCGCCAAGUCGUCCACUGUAUACAACCCAUUCAUCUACUAUAUCUUCAGCAAGACCUUUAAACAAGAAGUCAAUCAGUUGGGCCGCCUCUGUGGGCGAUCCAACAUCUGCCGUACCUCUGAAGCCAAAAACGGCCCGGAGAAUACCAUCUACCUAGUGUGCGAUGAAAACAAGUCCAAAGCUGGAGCAGAGGAACAAUCAAUAGAGAAGAGCAGGGAGAAUGAGACCCAACUGAUCAGUAGGACCUGUGAUUUGCACUCAUAAGAGUGAAUCGGCACAGAACACUGAUAGUGGAAAGGUUUGAGCUAUUUUUGCCUGGUUGAAGGCACAUGGAGUGCUCCAUGGACUCUUGAAUGAACUUUUGUUUCUUCUUUUAUUCCACAAGCUUCGAUGCCACUCCAUAUCAUCACAUUGUAUGGCAUAGUGCAUUGCUGUGUGACAUUAUCAGUGAGGUGUUUAGGUGUUAUCUUUCAUUAUAAAACGGGCAUUUCGCUGACACAUUCUAAUUCUAAUUCUAGAAUCUUUAUUCAAAUGGAUCGCCAAAAAAUGAAAAUUCUGCAAAACCCAUAUUACUUUCUUUCUUCUGUGGAACUCGUAGAGAUAUUGUGCAUCAGUUUAAGCUUAUGCUUUUAUUAGGUGCAUGGUGAUUCAUACUCCCAA